CUCUUCUCUCAUAUUAUACUUUCUCUCCUCUGUUUCUUCCUUCCAUAAAGAAAAAAACAACAAUAAUCCAAAAUAGAGGAACGUAUUAUAAUAGAGAUUUUCGUAGAGAGGGAGUGUCCGAUCAUCAAGGAAACGACGUCGUCGGAGAUCGUUUGUCGAUCGAAAUGGGAGGCUGCGCGACGAAACCGAAGGUGUUGAACCCCGAGACGGCGCGGGAUCUUGCGGCGGCGCCUGAGCCGGCUAAGGGGGAAGCCGAGCCGAAGGAGAAGGAGAAGGAGGUGGUGGUUGCGGAGGCCGAACACGAUGAGAAGAAGAAAGUUGAAGAAGAAAAAGAAGAAGAAAAAGAAGGAAAUGAUAAGAUCAAGGAGAUUGUUGAUUAUGACAAGGCCGCCGGCGAUGAGCAAGACCAAUCCAAUAAUAAGCGACGCUCUCUCAGCAACUUGUUCAAGGAGAAUGAAGAAGUGAAAGAUUCAACCGAAAAUGAGGAGAAGGCUCCAUCAGAGCAAGUGAAACAAGAAGCAUCAGAGACCGAAAACGGCAAAGACGAACCCGAAAACUUAGUCCCGGAAACUGAGAAAUCCGAGACAAAGGCCGAAGAGACUCCUGCCCCAGAGGCUAUUAUUGAUGGUGCACCAGCCGAGAAAGUAACAGAAGCAGAACCUGAUAAGGAAAACAUCUCAGAAAAAGUGGAGGAAAGUGACAAGGAAAAUGCCCGAGUAACGACUGAGGAAAAGGAUCACGAGAAAGUUGAGGGAAAUGGUCAAGAAAAACCCGUGGAAGAGAAUGCCAAGGAAAAGGGUGAAGAGAAAAGUGAUAAAGGAAUUGACUCCGAGGAAAAAAAGGUCACAGAGGAGAAGGAAUUAAGUGCUGAAGAGACUCCCAAAGUUUGACGAAAAAGGCUUGUAACAAAAAUGUUCAUGUUUCUCGCCUUUCAUGGUAACUUUUUUUGAGAGGACUUUUUUAUUUUUAUUUUUUGGUGUUAUCUUUUUUAAUUCAAAUUGCUUCUUUCAGCCUUUCUUUUUUGUGUGGACAUAUAUUGGCUUUAUACGAGUAGAGAUUGUU
This is a messenger RNA of Morus notabilis, 1062 nucleotides long. Its product is annotated as cilia- and flagella-associated protein 251. The transcript is spliced from 2 exons. Bases 165 to 890 code for a protein of 241 amino acids. NCBI's taxonomy places the organism in Eukaryota, Viridiplantae, Streptophyta, Magnoliopsida, Rosales, Moraceae. The record is from RefSeq and is a predicted model, not a curated record.